Polypterus senegalus (gray bichir) is the source of this 922-nucleotide messenger RNA. RefSeq names its product NSE2 (MMS21) homolog, SMC5-SMC6 complex SUMO ligase (gene nsmce2). NCBI's taxonomy places the organism in Eukaryota, Metazoa, Chordata, Cladistia, Polypteriformes, Polypteridae. Gene Ontology annotation, molecular function: zinc ion binding; SUMO ligase activity. Gene Ontology annotation, biological process: double-strand break repair via homologous recombination; protein sumoylation. Gene Ontology annotation, cellular component: Smc5-Smc6 complex; nucleus. The coding region runs from base 108 to 797 and encodes 229 amino acids. The record is from RefSeq and is a predicted model, not a curated record. The transcript is spliced from 8 exons.
GCAACAGUCACCAGCCGCGGAAGUUGAACGAUGUGAACGAAGAGUACCUGGAGAAAAACCAAAAACAAUAAGCGCAAAUGAAUUAACUUUUAAGAUAUUUUUCUACAAUGCUUGGCUUUAGUCGUACAGUUUGUUCUUCAUUAUCAUCUUUGGAAACAUGUCAGGCCUACCUAAACACAGGGAUUGACCUUGCAACCAAUCUGGCCCUCGAGUUAACGGAAGCUGGAGGAAGUAUAGAAGAUGUGAACAAAUUGGAGCAGAUGGUUUUAAAAUCUGUUGCCUCAAGUCAAGAUCUUACUAACUUUACAAAAGCAGUGCAACAAGCUACAGCCCAGAUAAAAAAUGAACCACCAGAAAGCAUGUCUGAACUAGUUCAAGAAAAGUAUGUUGCACUGCAGAAAGCCUCUAAAGAUUUAUUGCUAAAAGAUGAAAAAUUUAUCAAAUUUAAGGAAAACCUGAAAGAAGCAAGAAGACAAGCUGGACUCAUUAAGAAUAAUGAGGAAGAUAAUCAAGAAGAUCUUGAUGACGACAUUGCUGUUACUCAGAGUCAAAAGAACUUCACAUGUCCUAUUACUCAGGUAGAAAUGGUAAAUCCAGUGAAAAACAAAAUCUGCAAUCACCACUAUGAAGAGCAGGCUAUUCUCAAAAUUAUAAACAAUAGACAGAAACAAAAAAAGACUGCACGAUGUCCGGUGGUUGGUUGUGACAAUACAAAUAUAAAACCGUCUGACCUGAUACAGGACCUAACACUCAAGAGAGUAAUUGACAAGCAAAAGAAGCAUGAUGGGCAUAUUUAACUUUGAAAAAUGUAAAUUGAAUGUAUUGUGUUUUUAAGCAUAGAACACUUCCUGAAGCUGCGGUGGGCUGGCGCCCUGCCCGGGAUUUGUUCCUGCCUUGCGCCCUGUGUUGGCUGGGAUUGGCU